GCAAUCUACAUUGGGGAAAUACGCUGAACUGAUUAAAACUGACCUAACCUAUACACGAUGACAGAGUAUUUAAUGUUGUUUUUGUUGUGUAAACUGUGUGUGUCUGUAGUACAUAUUCACUUGCAGUUCUCUUUGUCACGAAUUUCAGAGAUACCCGUAAAGCACCAUCUCAACGAGAGUAUAAAAAGCGACUGAUUCUGUCUUAUUUUACGUUAAUUCGUUCAGUAUGAAGUUCUUUACUGCUCUGUUGCUCUUGAUGUGCUUGGCUGUUGCGUGUCUAGCGCAAGGCGGCGGUGGUGGUGGAGGACCCUAUGGUGGUGGCGGUGGUGGGCCGUUCGGCGGCGGCGGUGGUCCUUAUGGUGGUGGUGGCGGUGGACCUUAUGGUGGCGGAGGCGGCGGACCAUAUGGUGGCGGUGGCGGUCCAUAUGGUGGUGGAGGUGGUGGACGUUUCGGUGGUGGCGGCGGUGGAGGCUACAAGCGUUGAAAAUACUCAAAUUGGAAACUGGCUAAUGUAUUUGUUAAAAUGAUUAAAAAAUGUUGGUGAAAACUUGAA
Molecule: messenger RNA, 553 nt
Organism: Ceratitis capitata (Mediterranean fruit fly)
Lineage: Eukaryota; Metazoa; Arthropoda; Insecta; Diptera; Tephritidae
Product: glycine-rich RNA-binding protein 7-like
Exons: 2
Coding region: 227-484 (85 amino acids)
Source: RefSeq, a predicted model, not a curated record